Symsagittifera roscoffensis is the source of this 1363-nucleotide messenger RNA. Its product is annotated as trace amine-associated receptor 8c-like. The transcript has 2 exons. Gene Ontology annotation, biological process: G protein-coupled receptor signaling pathway. The record is from RefSeq and is a predicted model, not a curated record. Lineage: Eukaryota; Metazoa; Xenacoelomorpha; Acoela; Convolutidae. Gene Ontology annotation, cellular component: membrane. Gene Ontology annotation, molecular function: G protein-coupled receptor activity. The coding region runs from base 76 to 1293 and encodes 405 amino acids.
UUUUUCGGGCGUAGAAAGUCGUAGAAAGUCAUUCCCAAGCAUGUAAUAAUUCUGAAAGUUUACCCUGUAUAAACUAUGCAUUGCAUACAAACCCGCAAAAUGUACCAAAUAGACUUUGAUGUGCUACAAAACAGUGAAAUCGACGUUAAUUAUAUUUCGCAGAUGGAGCGUAACGGUCUAGAAGAAAGUGUUCUUGAAGCACCGUUUUCGGUUCUUUUAAACUCCACUACUGGCGAUCCCUUUUCGACAACUUCACCCGAAACACCGAUCACCGUCUAUGAUUACCUCGAUCUUAUUUUGUUCACCUUGCGAGGAUUUGUCGCAUUCGUCGGCUUUUUUGCCAAUUUACUCGUUAUUUUUUGUGUUGUUUACUUCCAAAAAUUACGACAAAUAAACAACUUUUUUGUCGCAAACUUAGCCAUCUUAGACGCCCUGAUUUUGUUUCUAGUGGGUGUAUUUUUCAUGCCAAAAUCACAACCCAAAAUCCUCAAAAUUGCCCACGAAAAUGAUAACUCCAGCUCGUCCGACAAGUUCUGUAUUCCGGGAAAAAUAGCCAACACGGUUACGUUUACAAGUUUAGUGGCUCUAAUUCUGAUUUCAGUUGACAGAUUUGUGUUUAUUAUUAUGCCGAUGCGGUAUCAAAAAAUCGAAAGAAACUGGAUUAAAAUAACCGCAAUUUCUAUGCUUGUUUCUCUGUUUUAUUUCGGAAUUCAGAGCACAUUUUUAAUGUGCGAAGGUGGAAUUAAAGAGACGGUUUAUAACAUAAUGAACUUGAUCGCGUCUGUAGUUUGGUUCGUUACGAGUGCAAUUUUGUACUCUUUGAUUUUCAAAACGGCAUUUCAACAAAACAGAGCCGUCCAGCACAGUAUCAAAUUGGCACAGCGUGCCAGUUUAAACGGCCACAAUUCUAUCGGCUUACAGAACAGCAGCAGUAAUUCGACUAAUGAACAGCGACCUGUUUUGAACAACACCCAAAAACGAAUUGUUAUCGGCUACUCACUAAUAGUCGGGUUCGCACUUAUAACAUUCCUGGUUAUGGACGCGCUAGAGAUAACGUAUAUCAUAAACCCAAAUAUUGGACUGUCGGACCAGAAGAAUCUGCUAAUCCAACUAGCGAAAUUACAGAUGACCUUGAACUCGGCCGUGAACCCGUUCAUUUACGCGGCAACACAGAAGGUCUACCGGGAUGCAUUCAUUUCGGUGUUGUCGUGUCGAGUAGCGAAAAACGGAUGUCGGGCUAUUGAAUUUGGAAAUGCCGAACGGACGGAUAGAAUCCGAAUUGAUGUCGCUUAAUUUAAAUCGUACAAAAACUCAUUUUGUUUAAAUACCUAAAGUUGCAAUCAGCUUGAAAAGACAAACAUGU